This is a messenger RNA of Symbiodinium natans, 3771 nucleotides long. Lineage: Eukaryota; Dinophyceae; Suessiales; Symbiodiniaceae. The record is from the annotation of a GenBank genome assembly.
AUGAGCCGGGUUGGGAGGCUUCAAGAUUCGAUCUCUGACUUGCGUUGCGACGUGCUGACGUUGGUCUUGUCCUUCUCGGACGUUGUUUCGCUUGCCAGAGCGUGUUCAUUGAGCCACGCUGCAGCAAGGGUCGCGGUGGCUCACGAGCAUUGGCAUUGGUUCGUGCUUCAGUACUUCGGUGUGUAUUAUGACGAUUACAUGCGCUCGUGUGAGGUGUCAGACGACAGCAGAUGGCGUCGGUUGUUCAUCUUCAUCCGCCAGGUUCAUCACAACGUGGACCAGCAGAAAGCUGUGCAGAGGACAAUGCCUGCGUUGUUGCGGCCAUGCGCUUGGCUUGGAAAGGAGCUUGAUGGUGCUCAGGCAUCAUCUGCCCUUCAUGGUCGGGCCGGAAGGCGUGCGCGUCGAAGGCGCUACCGCGGCAGCUUAGAGCUCGCAGAUCACUGCAACGUAUUUUUUUGGGAGAAUGGCCGUGUGGUGCAAGUCGUCCGCAGCAGCGAUGGGCAGGUCAUCCGGGAGAUCGACACGGGGCAGACUUUCAGAAGAUGUUUUCACAGACUUGCCAACAUCAAGAACAGGCUGUUCGUUUGCUUGAAUGACUGCAUCAAGGUCUGGGAGUAUGACACUUCUCAGGAGCCAAUUACGCUUCCAGAAGCAAGGUGUCCCGGCUCGCUGGCGAGAGGUCGACCUCUCGAGUUGUUGGUACACAGGCAGCGACUUAUCCUGGUCGAGAGCAGCUGUUGCUUGUUGUGGCACACAGAAACCUUGGAUUUCAUCUGCUGCAUCCAGCAUGAUGACGCUGGUGCAGCCUUUGGUCACGAUCCAGAUGGGGCAAACAGCUCCGCCAGAGAUUCCGAGCGCAAGCGAGACGCGCUGGAGGUCCAGUGGAUGGGAGACCUGCUGAUGACCUGGCAGCAUCCAGCUGCGGACGCUGGCCAUGUGGGAGCGCAGGCCCGUGGUAGCCAAAGGUCGCUGAAUGUGUGGACACUCGACGGUGAGCCACGGGCUUUCUUGGAGACGGACGCUCCGCUUGUACAGGUAGAUGUUACACGAGUGACCUGGGUGUCCGUCUACACCUUGGAUCACUUCAUCCUCUGUGCUUUGGAUUCCAGGUCAGUGGUAACUCUGUGGGACUCCAAAGCUGACUUUUCGCCCAUCUUCCGCUUCUACAGUGGUUGUGAGGAGCCUUUCGACCUGGUUCUGACCCAGGAUUUCCUCAUCGUUAUCCAGGACAACAUCCCUGCUAAUCGUCUGGACCUCUUCUUCUGGAAGCUCUGGCUACAUCCAGAUUUCGAGGUGGAGGGCCAAUCCAUCGCAAGCCUUGAAGCACAACGGCGUGAAGGAAAGCAUCAGCGAGAGGCUUCUGUAACGUCACGUCUACCCGCCGGGGCUCGAUUUGCUCCUCAAGGCGCUGCUUUUCCUGCGCCGAAUGCAACAGCCCUCACAGCGGUGCUCGAUUUGGCUUCUGCAGCUGCGGCGCAUCUGAGUGGAGAUGCGUUACUGCGCUUUCUGUACAGAGAGCUUCAAUCAAACUGUCGCUUGAUCAAGACGCUCAGCAUUCCCGACGUCGACACGUAUUUCGCUUCUUACAGGAAUUUUUUGAACAUUUGCUCCUUUCACAAGUCGGGCCAGGAGUCGCUGAGUGUCUAUCGUUCAAGCUCACUUCAGAAAAAAGUGUUUUUCCCGCCUGCCAAGCACACCAAGUUUGAAGAAUGGAUAGCUUUGCAGGUGAAAAAUGAUGGCACCGUCGUGGUGCACGACUUCCGCCCCAGCCAGGUCUGCUGGUCCUCUGCUCUGCCGGUCCUCUGGUCUCAUUGUCCUGCGGUUGCCUUCUCCGCUGGAUGGCAUGCCUGCAUCAUUCUGGUUUGCAACGCCAAGCCCGACACAGAUGGGAGUGGCCGCGGCAUCCAUGCCGGGGCAUCCAGUCCAUGUAGAUUUGGCCGCCCCUGGCCAGCGAACUUCUUGCAAAGGCUAGCGUCUGACAACGAUGAGAGUUACAGGGGACUAAGUGCUCCUGCUCGGGCUGCUGGCAAAGAUGCUUGCUCCCCAGUGUUCGAGAACUUUGAUGCAGCUAUUCAAAUGCAGCAAAGGUGCGACAUCCAGGUCCACACCGUCACCAGGGCGCCCGCCUACGUGCUGUGUGCGCUCCACCAGCGCAGCGGCAGCAAGGAGCCCAAGGCAAAGAGCAUCGCAAAUGAUUUCACUGAUGCCUCUGUGGCGUUUGAGUCCAAAAGCCUGUGGGAACUUGUUCGAGCCUGGUGUGUUUUCCAGAUAUGUGCCGUUGGCCUUAUCGUGCGCCACUGUGACACACUGUAUGACUACUCGAUCAAGAUCCUGGGCUCCAGGUUCACGCAUCUUCUUCUCAGGAAGACCUUCUUUGAUCAUUUCUGUGCCGGAGAAUCUAGCCAGGAGAUAGUGCCGAGAAUGCAUGAGCUUCGCAAAUACAACGUAGGAGGGAUCUUAGAUUAUGCGGCAGAAGCGAAAGACGGCGAAUUGCCCGAGAUCGUGAAGCCUACAGAGGAAGUCAGUGAGCAGGAGAUCGUCGGGGCACCCAUGAGCAGCCGCACCUAUGACUACAAGAAUGAGGCCCUGUGUGAUGCCAACGCAAAGAUCUUUCGAACAGCUGUACGAGCGGUCAAAGAUGCAACGCCAGAUGGCUUUGCCGCAAUAAAGCUGUCUGGCUUGGGGAAUCCGCAGUUGCUGGAGCGGAUGUCCAGCUGUCUCGGGGAGAUCUGUCGAUUGUACAAGAGACUAUCACACGACGAUGAGGUCACUGAGCCAUUUUACGCCAUUGACCGGUCUUUCAAGAUGGACUUUGAGACCUUCAAGACGGGCUGGUUCAAGAUGUUCGAGGGCAAGACCGAGGCCGAGCUCAAAUCCAUGUUCCAGGCGAUGGACGCCGACGGAGACGGGCAGAUCAGUUACUUGGAAUGGUCAUCGAGUGUCAAGCUCUCCGAGAUCAAUGAGCUUGUCAGAGGGUGCAAGCACCGAGGACGGAUGUACCAAUCGGCGCUCAAUGAGGAGGAGCUGCAGCUAUACCGCAACAUGCUGCAGCGAAUCCAGGGCAUCCUCGACCUGGCUCAGGAACUUGGUGUGCGGGUGAUGAUCGAUGCAGAGUGGACUGAUAUCCAGCCCGCAAUCGACCACAUCACCAUCUUUAUGCAACGGAUAUACAAUUCUGGUGAUCUGCCGAUUGUUUUCAACACCUACCAGACGUACCUGAAGGGCAUGCCCACGAGAGUACAGAGAGAUCUGCACAGAUCCAGGCGAGAAGGCUGGCGCUUUGGAGCCAAGCUUGUGCGAGGGGCGUACAUGGUCUCAGAACGCGAGAAGGCACUCAAGCGCGGAUUGGAGUCUCCCAUAUGCGAAAGCUAUGAGGAAACCGAAGAGAACUUUCACCAGUCUAUUGAUUUGAUUUUGGAGCACGGGGAAGACCCUGGCGAGGGCCCGGGUGGUGCCCCGGCUGAGGUGCUUGUGGCAUCUCACAACCGCGGUUCCAUUGAGCGGACAAUCCGCAAGAUGGCAGAGCUCGGCGUGAGCCAGGACCGCGUGGGCUUUGGGCAGUUGCUUGGCAUGGCCGAUCACCUCACCUUCACGCUGGGACGUUAUGGUUAUAGGGCCUACAAAUACGUACCAUAUGGACCAGUGGAUGAAGUUGUGCCUUAUUUAAUUCGACGCACGCAGGAGAACUCUGCAAUCUUGGGAUCCCCUAGCGUGCAAGAAGAAAGGCACAUGGUGGGACAGGAGGUAGCCAGACGGCUUCGCCCUUUCUAG